Molecule: messenger RNA, 3679 nt
Organism: Solenopsis invicta (red fire ant)
Lineage: Eukaryota; Metazoa; Arthropoda; Insecta; Hymenoptera; Formicidae
Exons: 3
Coding region: 509-1477 (322 amino acids)
Source: RefSeq, a predicted model, not a curated record
AUAAGUCAUAUAAAUUAGAAGCGUAUAUUGGAAGCGUAAAUUAAAAAUUUUUUUCUUCUUAUCUCUCUAAGAAAAAUCAAGCAUAUAGAGAUCGAACAAAUCUCAUUCGAUUUGACGAAAAUCUUGUUGCAAAACAAGUUUAUAUUUGUUGUUAUAAUUUCACCUUCCUUGAAUAACACGUACAUAAACAUGAGUCGUUUUGGGAAAUCAAGAAUUUCUCUCGCAGUGUAGUACGCGUUUUCAAAUACUCACUACACAUUACAUGUGUCGUAAAUUUAUAUUAUAGAUUAUUUAUACGUAAAUUGUCAUUUUAUUUGUACGUAUAUUCAUGAAAACUCAUUUGUGUUACGACGAAUUAUGUCCAGUGGAUAAGAGCGUCAUUAAAGAAAAAACUUGUGUAUUUUGUUCUUGGGCAUAUGCCAAAUCGAGUAAAAACUUGGUGGAAAAGUGAACAUUAUGUUUUUAUGUAUUUACACUUAAUUGCAAGAGAAGAGAUCAAAGUUCAAGUAUGGAUACAGAUGAUAGUUCUAACAAUUCAGAACCGAACAUUCAGUAUACAAGCUUAGAACUGAGAGAAACAAUCUCUAUGCUGAAAACAUACAUUUCUCUGCUGGAAAGUGCAACGGAAACUUCCAAAGUCGAUCAAUCACAGGUUGCGAAAGAAUCAUGGAAAUUAUUGCACGAUGCUGCGACAUCUCAUGAUGAAUCGGACGUGCAAACGGAAUUGUGCCGUAAUAUUUCUCAGUUCGCGAAAGUACAGUGCAUCGACUUUGAACGAAAUUCGAGAUUUAUUUUCGAAAUAUCUAACCCUGGAAAUAUCACGAGGAAUGAUUCAUACACGAUGGAGGUAUUGAUAGAUGGCGAUGGCCGUGGAAAGUUAGGUAAAUGUGUACUGCCUGAUUUCAUCAACGUGACCGACAUAUUAUGGCGGUAUCCUAUCGAUGAUUUGAAUAACGUAAAACACAUUUUAAAAACUUGCCAGCUCAACAUUGACUGUUACUUCCGCCGAUUAAAACAGGUUAUUGAGUUGAAGAACUUAUUUUUAAAGAUUCAAAACGGCUUCAUAUAUCACAAUAAUAAUGUUACUUUAAUCAGAUUGGCAAUGCACAACGUGAAAGACGUUUACACUAGUGAUACUCAUGACGCGGCAGUGUAUUUGCAUUAUCACACUGACGAAACAAGACCUUACAAACUGUCUGCGACUACAAUUAAUGUAGAAGGAAAGCGGUCAUUACUUCACAGAAGAUUGAACAUGUAUUUCAUGCCUUUCUUGAAGAAGGAUUUGAGCUUGGCAUUUAUGCAGAUUAUAAGCUCGUACGUUGAAUUUAUUUGGCAAAAAGUUAUAGUGGAGAGCAAAGAGAACGUAGAACUAUAUGAAUAUGAGGACAAAAUAGAGACUGAGGAUGAUAGUGGAUAUGUAGACAUUUAUCUUUGUCGAAGAGACAAAAGUCUGAAGAGGAAAGAGGGUGAAAUGUAAUUCUUCGAAUAAAGAUGAAACAGAAAUUGAAAGUCUUAGUUAAAAAAAAAAAAAAUAAAACACUAAUGCAAUGGGAGAUGAUUUCUUGGAAAAAGAACGAAGAAAUUAAGUCGUAUAAAUGAAUAGUUAGCAAAGAAAUAGUAAAAUUACAUGAAUUUGAAAAAAAUUCUGCAGGUACUGAAAAAUAAUCGUCGAUAGCAUGCUGUAGAGAAAAUAGUGAUUAAUUUUAAUUACAUUUUUAUUUGUAUAUUUAAUUUAUUUAUGUAUUUAAACAACUACAUUUAUAUCGCAAAUGUUGAUAUAAUGUUGAAUCAAAUUUACGAUAUGUUUCGAGAAAUAAUACUAAUAGACAAAGACCCGGACCGAAGUGGAAUCGGAACCAAUAACCGUUCCAUAACCUUUUCAUUAGUUCAAUUAAAAUUAUAAACCGUACAAAAAUUUUACAAAAUUUAUAACACCGGAAUUAUAACUGGACCAAUAAUAUUAUUUCUGGUUUACGAUUUUUUUUUCGAUUUUUUUCUGGUUCUUAAUAUAUAAUUCAUUAUUUUUAUUAUUAUAAUACUUUUAUCUACCCAUAUUAUUUUCUUUAUGAGAUUAUAAGAUUUAACAAACUCGAGCUUUUCAUUAAGAGCACGAAUAUAAUUGGUUACGUGUGAUACUGGUUGCAUACAGGGUGCGCGCUGUUAGUGAUUGAAUCAUUCUAUCUUUAAAUUGUUUUACAUCUAAAAUGUUAAAGAUAGAACGAUAUAAUUGCACUGAUAAUGUGCUUUCCAAACGUAUUCUAGUUACAAAAAUAUCAAAAAUGGAAGAAAACAAAUGUUCAAAUUUAUAUAAAGUUAUAAAAGCUUAUGAAUUUUCAAUUCUGAUAAUAGAGAAGUAUCAUCAAGUAUUAAAAAAAAUGUAAAAUAUAAAGAGAUUAGUAUUAUUUUAAAUAUUUUUAUAUUGUUUUCUCUAUCUUUAUACGUAUAUAUAUAUUUAAAUUAUUCUAUUCCACAUUUUUUGUUGUUCCAUUCUCAAUAAUUUUUACUUUUUUUUCUUUUACGUUUACAGACAGAAUAGAAAUAUAAAGGCACAUUAAAAAUUAUACUGUGUAAUAGAAAAACGAAAAAUGUAGAAAAGGAUAAUUAUAAAAGAACCGUAAUUAUAACCGAAAAAAUUCUAGAAUUUAAACGGUUUCAGUUUUCUUCUUUGGUUAAAAAAACCGAAACUGGAACAGUUAUUUCAAUUAUUUGUUAAAUCGUAACCAUAAUAUUGAACCGAAAUACUCAUUCGGUCCGGGUCCCUACUAACACACAGACGAAAUAACGUUAAUACAUAAAUAUUAAUAUUACUUAACAAAUAUAACAAUUAACGAAUUAAAAACAUUUAUACAAUACAGUAAUAAAAAAAACAUGCACAUGCCAUUAUGUGACAAUGAAAUUGAUUUAACGCAUAAUACGUGCAGUCCACGAACGUAGACGUUCGUAAAAUGUCAAUUUUUUACGAGGCUCUCUUUUCUGUUUUGCUAAAGUUAGAAAUACUUCAUCCAUUGACGGUUGAGUGACUGAAAAGUCUGUGAUCCACACGUAUCUCUGCCUUAGCUUUUCGAGUUUAUCAAACACGUAACUGUACGAAAUGUCAGUCUCUAAUUCGUAUUUAAGAACACCCUGCGGCAAAGCAAAAAUAAAUGUGUAACAACAAUAUACACUGUUAAAUAUCAAAUUUAAAUCAAUUCUUUGAGUUAAAUAACAUUAUGUUAUUUUUAACUUUUAUGUGUGUGUGUCGAAAUUUAUCAUUUUAACACAGAGAACAUGUGAUUAAAAAAAAACAACUACAUUUAAUGAACACGUUUCUGUAGUUGCACUUCUUAGUUUCAAAGUAAGCGUUUAUAAUGUUAAUAUAUGGACUUAAUAAACAAACUAAAUUUGAGUCAAAAUUUAACAUAUUUCUCGAGUUAAAUUUUUUAACUUUAUUGUUUUAGUUAAUUUAACGACGUUGUAUGAAGUAUGAGCAGUGGUGACAUAGGAAUGUUUAAAAGGUGACUCAAAUUGGGUACAAUUCGACAUUACGAAUUUAACAGUGUAUAUCUUAUUAUAUAAAUCUUAUAUCUUAUCUUAUAAGAUAUAAGAUAUGUACGAUUUAUAUAAACAAUGUAUUAUAUAAAUCUUGUAUGUGUAUCUUAUACCUUACUAUACACUAAAUAAAUAUAUAAUAAGAAGUAAA